Messenger RNA from Nothobranchius furzeri (turquoise killifish), 2355 nucleotides. RefSeq names its product UDP-Gal:betaGal beta 1,3-galactosyltransferase polypeptide 6 (gene b3galt6). Lineage: Eukaryota; Metazoa; Chordata; Actinopteri; Cyprinodontiformes; Nothobranchiidae. Gene Ontology annotation, biological process: glycosaminoglycan biosynthetic process. Gene Ontology annotation, molecular function: UDP-galactosyltransferase activity. Gene Ontology annotation, cellular component: Golgi membrane. The record is from RefSeq and is a predicted model, not a curated record.
UUCCUGUUCGUCACAGCCACCCAGAACUGAUUGGGCUUACUGUACAAAGCAGAAAAUGCACCAAAUCUCUUAACGCAGCGUUUAACCUGCAUAUUGUAACCUACCCGGUCGACCUUGUUGGACGAACUGGUUUGAACUUCCUGUUUAGACCAACAUGAACGAACUGCGUCUGUGUGCGUUAGUAGCCCGAGCGUGUUUACAAAGUGCGCAGAGGGUUUUAUCCCGGUAGCUAACGCUAGCUGUGCAGCUGCAGUCUGGUCCGCCUUGGCUGCAUCAUCUAGGGGACAGAUUAAUUUUAAUAAGCGAAGAUUAAGCACCAUGAAUCUGCUCCGUAUGGUGUGCCGCCAUAAGACAGCUCUGGUCAUUGGCACUGUUGGCAGUUUUGCUGCGGUCCUCGUCUUUUUGGCCAAAUGCACACCAGAUACCCUGAAACAGGGCUACUCAGAUCCCCUGGGCUCAGCCCCCCACACCAAGGAUCUGCAGUACCACACAGACCAGCAUAAUCCCCUCUCUGUGUCCAAAGACUUGUCAGCAUUCCUUGUGGUUCUCAUCACAACAGGACCUAAGUACACAGAACGGCGGAGUAUCAUCCGCAGCACCUGGCUUGCCAAACGGGAUUCGGAUGUUCUGGCUAAGUUUGUUGUGGGAACCCAAGGUCUGUCAAACGAUGACCUUCAAAAUCUGAACACAGAACAAGGGCGACACAAGGAUUUGCUGUUACUUCCUGAUUUGCGAGAUUCUUAUGAGAACUUGACACUGAAGCUGCUUCACAUGUACUCCUGGCUGGACCAGAAUGUGGACUUCAAAUUUGUCUUUAAAGCUGAUGACGACACAUUUGCUCGCCUGGACCUCCUCAAGGAGGAGCUGAAGGGUAAGGAAUCCAGCAGGUUGUACUGGGGGUUCUUCUCUGGGAGGGGUCGUGUAAAAACAGCUGGGAAGUGGCGCGAAAGCUCCUGGGAGCUCUGUGACUACUACUUGCCGUACGCACUAGGCGGUGGCUACAUCCUGUCAGCAGACCUGGUGCAUUUCGUGCAUUUCAACGCCGGCUACUUCAAGACAUGGCAGAGUGAGGAUGUGUCACUGGGUGCCUGGUUGGCACCGAUAGAUGUCCGGCGGCUGCACGAUCCGCGGUUUGACACAGAGUAUAAGUCACGGGGCUGCAACAACAAAUACUUGGUGACGCAUAAGCAGAGCUUGGAGGAUAUGUUGGAGAAACACCAGACGCUGCAGCGUGAUGGCAGGCUCUGCAAGGAGGAGGUGAAGCUACGAUUGUCCUAUAUAUAUGACUGGAGUGUACCUCCCUCUCAGUGCUGCCAAAGAAAAGAUGGGAUUCCAUAAUUGUUGCUGACCCAAAAGUUAAAUUUAGAUUUUUAAUAUCACAUGUUCAGAAAUGUAAUACUUUCCCACCAAACGUGCAUCCAUCCAUUAGGCCAUCAAUAGUUGUAUAACUGGGACUGUAACCUGAGCAAUAGUUUUUGUAUAAAACUGAGCACGUUUGCCAAGUUAAAGCUGUUUAACUCACUCGUUUUCUCCUGAAUGAAAAAGCCAGUAAUUCUGUUAUUUUUCACUUGGUACCUCCAGUUUACAACUCUGUUCUCCCAUCUGUUCUAAAUGUUGUCAUGUUGUUCUAUUGUUGUAGUUAGUACAUGCAAACCCAGAUGCCAUUAUGUGUACCUUUUUUUUCAUAUAAUGUUUUUGUUCAAGCAUUUUUUUUUGUAUUUAUUUAUGAACUAUUAAUUUAUUUUCAGUAACAGCGUACCUAGUGUGAACGUGUUUGCAGAUUCUGUUUUUCUUUCUAAAUAUUUUAGAAAAAAAUCUGAUUUAAUGAACAAGAAUGUGAUUUUGUUUUAUUAGUUUUUUAAGAUGACUGAAUACAUUUGAGAUGACUGGUUUCCUGUUUCAUAGAUGAUGUGAGGAGUUAGGUACUAACAUUUCCAGUACAGCAGUUACACUGACACAUACUUACAUGUGAAUGUUAGCAGCACACUUGACACUUUGUUGCUUUUUUAAAGCAAAAAAAAAAAAAAUCUCGUUUUCAAGUCUUGUAUCAAUUCUUCUUGGUUGUUGUUUUGUCUCUGAUGUGAGGCUCUCCAACCUAAACUCUUCCUCUCAUCUCAGUAGUGAUGUCUGAAAUCCUGCAAGAACUUUUAUUUGUUGGGAGUCCAAAAUAAUCUAGGUGAGCUGUAGAGAGCAACUUCAAAGCUCGUUUUUAAAGAUGGUACCAGAUGCAUUUCUGUGAAUAGUGAUGUAACUCCUCCUUGUUGUCUCAAACAGUCUGAUUCAAUGCUAAUUAGGUUUCUGUGAUUGCAUUCAUGAUCGUCCACCUUGAAUGUUUUAUUAAACAUUUUAAAUGUG